Henningerozyma blattae CBS 6284 is the source of this 1188-nucleotide messenger RNA. RefSeq names its product LETM1/MDM38 family protein. Gene Ontology annotation, molecular function: ribosome binding. Bases 1 to 1188 code for a protein of 395 amino acids. Gene Ontology annotation, cellular component: mitochondrial inner membrane. Gene Ontology annotation, biological process: intracellular monoatomic cation homeostasis. The transcript has a single exon. The record is from RefSeq and is a predicted model, not a curated record. Lineage: Eukaryota; Fungi; Ascomycota; Saccharomycetes; Saccharomycetales; Saccharomycetaceae.
AUGUCUAUCAAUAGCGGAACAGCGAUAAUACAUUUAACCAGGCCUCAACUGUCAUUCUUAGCGCCUUCACUUGCUGCAACAAGAAUUAGAUCUUCUUCUUCCAUCAGCCUAGGAAGAAGAAUCCGUAAAGAGAUAACACACUAUAUAAAUGGGACAAAACUUCUGGCUAAUGAAUUGUCGGACUCUGUGAAACUGGUUGUUCGAAUGACACAAGGUGAUCAUAUGAAACGGAGGGAACUGAUUCAAUUACGAAAAACUGCAGAUGACCUUUUUAGGCUAUUACCUUUUUCUGCAUUUAUAAUCAUUCCAUUUGCAGAAUUAUUGUUACCAUUUUGCUUGAAACUAUUCCCAAACCUACUACCAUCAACCUACGAGACGGGUGACAAUAAAAUGUUGAAAUUAAUACGAUUAGCUGAGAACAAAAGCAUUAUUUCUUCCUUAUUAAGAAACACAUUAAAUGACUCUAAAUUAAACAUACCAUUAUAUAACAAUCAUAGCAAACAAAUUGCUACUAAUAAAGAAAUCUUCAAUAAAUUUUUCUAUAGGCUAAAAAUCUUGAAACGAAAUGGAUAUAGCCUGGCCAUUACAAAAUUAAGUUUUCACUUUACCGAACAUGAAGUUUUACAAGUGGCAAAAUUGUUUAAAGAUGAUACAUUAUUAAUCAGCCUUACAAAAAGGCAACUGAGUCUAUUGAACCAAUAUAUGUCGUUGAGUCUCCCAUCACUAGGAACGAUGAAUUUACUGAAAUAUCGUUUGAGACACACAUUAAAUAAAAUAAAGAAGGAUGAUAUCUUGAUUGCAAGAGAAGGUGUAACUCAUUUAACUGACGAAGAAUUAUAUGAAGCAUGCAUGUCUCGUGGAAUCCAAAUUCAACAUGAAACUGAUCUUCUGACACACAAGUCGGUGAUGCGAAAAGAGAUGAUAAAAGCUUUAGAAAAUUGGCUUCUACUUAGAUUAAAACACCAUAUUCCUAUGGUUCUUCUGAUACUAGCCACUACAGCACCAUCAAACAUUUCUACACAUUGGUCCCAACCUUAUGUCGAUGGAAUUUUCGAAGUUCUUUGUAUGAUCCCAGAUUCCGUAUAUACUCUUGCUAAACUAGAUAUAUCCGCCUCAGUUACACCAUACAACAACUGUAUGGCAUUAACCAACAUAGAGGAUAAGCCACUAAUUAAAUAUAAAAGAUAA